AUGAAGCAAGAGGAGAAGACAGUUGCGGAGUUCAGUUCUGCAACUGAAAAAAAAAAAAAAAAAAAAACUCAGAUUCCCAACCUAGACAAUGCUCCGCUCAAUCUCACAUCCCUCAGGGAACAGUCUCUGAGGGAGCUCGUAAACAUCCUCAAGAAUAUUCGAGGAAAGAAGUGUUUGGUCAUUGAUCAGAAGCUCAGCGGCUCUCUCUCGUCGAUCAUCCAGACUUCGAUCCUCAAGGAACAUGGAAUUGAGUUGCGGCAUCUUUCAGCUGAUCCCAUUCAAACCGACUGUUCCAAGCUGGUUUACCUUGUCCGUUCAGAGCUUACGUUGAUGACAUUAAUUAGUUCGCAUAUUCAUAAUGAUACAUCAAAAGGACUGCAUAGAGAAUACUAUGUUUAUUUUGUCCCUCGCCGUGCAGUUGGGUGUGAGAAGAUUCUUGAAGAGGAAAAGGUCUAUCACUUGUUGACUAUAGGGGAGUAUCCGUUAUACAUUGUUCCUUUGGACGAGGAUGUUUUGUCAUUUGAACUUGAUCUUUCUUGCAAGGAAUGCCUAGUUGAUGGUGAUACGAGCUCUCUUUGGCAUAUUGCAAACGCGAUUCACAGGCUUGAGUUUUCUUUUGGGGUGAUACCAAAUGUGAGGGCUAAAGGCAAAGGAUCAGUGCGUGUGGCUGACAUUCUAAACCGUAUGCAAGCUGAGGAACCGGUUAACUCACCUGAUAUGGUUGUGCCAGAGAUUAGUACUCUCAUCCUUUUAGAUAGGGAGGUAGACUUGGUAACUCCCAUGUGUUCUCAAUUAACAUAUGAAGGGCUUCUUGAUGAGUUUCUGCAUAUCAACAAUGGUGCUGUCGAGCUAGAUGCUUCUUUCAUGGGUGCGGCCCAACAAGAGGGAAAGAAGAUGAAAGUUCCACUUAAUUCAAGUGACAAGCUGUUUAAAGAGUUACGGGAUCUCAACUUUGAAGUUGUUGGCCAGAUUCUACGUCAAAAAGCACAAUCAAUGAAGCAGGACUACACCGAUGUGACUAGCAAUAACCAGACAGUUUCUGAAUUGAAGGACUUUGUUAAAAAACUGAACUCGUUGCCAGAAAUGACUAGGCACAUAAAUCUUGCUCAGCAUCUGUCAACGUUCACGUCAAAGACAUCAUUUCUUGGACAACUUGACAUGGAACACACAAUUAUUGAGGGUCAAAGUUAUGACAUAUGCUUUGAGCAUAUUGAAGAAAUGAUCCAUAAGCAGGAGCCUCUUGUGAACGUCCUACGUGUUCUCAUAUUGUUUUCUAUUACAAAUUCUGGGUUGCCCAAAAAGCAUUUCGACUAUUUAAGGAGAGAACUAAUCCAUAGUUAUGGAUUCGAGCACAUGGUUACACUGAAUAAUUUAGAGAAAGCUGGAUUGCUUAAAAAACAGGAGACGAAAAGCAACUGGCUGACAGUUAAACGUGCCCUGCAACUUGUAGUUGAGGACACUGACACUGCAAAUCCCAAUGAUAUUUCCUAUGUGUUUUCUGGAUAUGCACCUCUUAGCAUUCGCCUCAUCCAGCAUGCUGUUCGAUCUGGAUGGCGUCCUAUUGAAGAGAUUCUGAGGCUUUUACCCGGACCACAUUCAGAACUAAAGAGAGGCAGAUUCUCAAGCAGCCCGUCGUUAGACACUUUGCAGGGGCAUUCGGCCAAUGUAAACAAGGUAUCUGAUGGAAGGCGUUCUCUAGUACUUGUUGUCUUCGUUGGAGGUGUAACGUUUGCGGAGAUCUCUGCUCUUCGAUUUCUCAGUGCUCAGGAAGGGAUGGCAUAUGAUUUGAUAAUUGGGACCACGAAAAUCGCCAACGGCCGUAGCUUGAUUGAAACAUUUGUGGGAAGUUAGGCUGUCAUGUAAAAUUUUGUAGAUCAAAUAAGAUUGGAUGUGAUGAAACAUGAUCUAUCUUAGCACUAACCAUUUACGAAUAAGCCUCUUUUAUUGAAAGACCCACUCUGCGAUUCCUCAUAGGGCUUCUUUGUGCUUUUAAAAUGGCUGAAAGCGCUUUUAGAGAAGUUGUUUUUAGGUUCCCAAAGCACUUUAAGUGCUUUCUGCAAGAAGCACCCGUUAUGAGCUUCUUCUGGGAAGCACUUUAAGUGCUUUUCCAGGAUUUACUUGCAUUUUUAUUAAGAAUUGGUUCCAAAAACAUUUUCACCAAAAGCGCUUUCAAUCAUUUUAAAAGCACAUCCAAACGAGCUCUUGAUCAACGGGAAGUGAUUCGAACUUAAAACUUUUCCUGUUACUAAUAUAAUGUAUUUAUAUUCUCAACUUGUGUUCUUCCUGCUGUUUUUCUAAUACAUUUAACUAUUCACUCAAAGAAAAAAAUGGAUUUCUGUUUAAAUAAUAGAUGAAGAGUGUUUGAGAAGCAUGAAACAUGUAAGUUUACAAACCUACCGUUUUUGACCUGGAAAAAGAGCAUGUAUAAAAUAAAACAAGAGAGAUUGUGUCGCAUCCGAAUUUUUUAUCCAAACGUUGCGAGUGCAUAAAACGUGGAAUUCUGGAACUUGUGAAAAUCGCUAUCUGAAACAGAAAACCCGGUCAACUAUAUUUGGAAAAGCCGGCCAUGUUGAAUCGUAGAAAAAUCAAGAAUUUUCCUGCCUU
Molecule: messenger RNA, 2604 nt
Organism: Malus domestica (apple)
Lineage: Eukaryota; Viridiplantae; Streptophyta; Magnoliopsida; Rosales; Rosaceae
Source: RefSeq, a predicted model, not a curated record